CAAGGUGAAACUUCCAUUACUAGCAAAAAAAAAAAAUUCAAAUCCAUGGGUAGUCUACACAAUCAGAAACCCGAAAUUAAAACCGGCUUCCCCGGUUCAAUCAUCAAGCCCUUGGACCCGGAAGAGUUCCGGCGCCAAGGCCAUCUAGUCAUCGACUUUCUCGCAGACUACUACAACAACGUCGACAAAUACCCGGUCCGCAGCCAGGUGGAGCCUGGCUACCUGAAGAAGCGGUUACCCGAAUCCGCCCCUCACGACGCGGAACCUAUCGAGGAAAUCCUCCGCGACGUCCAGAACGACAUCGUUCCUGGCAUCACCCACUGGCAGAGCCCUAACUACUUCGCCUACUUCCCCUCCAGCGGCAGCAUUGCCGGAUUCCUCGGAGAAAUGCUGAGCACUGGUUUCAACGUCGUUGGAUUCAACUGGAUGUCGUCCCCGGCCGCCACCGAGCUCGAGAGCAUCGUCAUGGACUGGCUCGGCAAGAUGCUCGAGCUUCCGUCGGAGUUUUUGUUCUCCGGCGGCGGCGGCGGGGUUUUGCAGGGCACCACCUGCGAGGCCAUCCUCUGCACGGUGGUCGCCGCCAGAGAUCGGGUUUUGAGGAGGAUCGGGAGAGAGAAUAUCAACAAAUUGGUGGUGUACGGAUCCGAUCAGACGCACUCUGCUUUGCAGAAAGCUGCUCAGAUCGCCGGAAUCAAUCCUGCUAAUUUUCGGGCGGUGGAGACGUCCAGAUCCAGCGAAUUCGGGCUCACGGCGGAGGCGUUUCGGGCUCAGAUCGAAUCCGAUUUGAAAUUGGGGCUGGUGCCUCUGUUUCUGUGCGCGACGAUCGGAACGACGUCGUCUACCGCGGUAGAUCCGCUCGUGCCGCUGUGCGCGGUGGCGAAGGAAUUCAACGUUUGGGUGCACGUCGACGCCGCGUACGCCGGAAGCGCGUGCAUCCUGCCGGAAUAUCGCCAUUACCUCGACGGCGUCGAAAACGCCGAUUCCUUCAGCUUCAACGCGCACAAAUGGUUCCUCACAACGCUCGAUUGCUGCUGCCUGUGGGUGAAGGAUCCGAGCGCGCUCGUGAAAGCUCUCUCGACUUAUCCGGAAUAUCUGAGAAACAGAGCCUCCGAUUCGAAAUCGGUGAUCGAUUACAAGGACUGGCAGAUCACGCUCAGCCGUCGAUUCCGGUCGAUGAAGCUGUGGCUCGUCCUCCGCAGCUACGGCGUCGCGAAUCUGAGGAAAUUCCUGCGGAGUCAUGUGAAGAUGGCGAAGAAUUUCGAAGGAUUGAUCGCGAUGGACAGGCGGUUCGAGGUGGUGGUGCCGAGGAACUUCGCCACCGUGUGUUUCCGGAUUUCGCCGAUUGAGAUCGGCGGAAACCGGCAGGUUGUGUCGAAGGAGGAGGCGGCGAACAAUUUGAAUGCGAAAUUGCUAGAGACGAUAAACGAGUCGGGGAAGAUAUACAUGACCCAUGCGGUGAUCGGAGGAGUUUACGUGAUGCGGUUCGCCGUCGGAGCGAGCUUGACGGAAAAUAGGCAUGUGAUUUUGGCUUGGAAAGUUGUUCAAGAACAUGCAAACGCACUCUUGAAUAGUUCCUCGUGAUUUUUAUUUACUUUUUUUUAUAUAUUUCUAAAAAAUGUACGAAUCUGACGAUAUGAGUUUUAUUCUAAAAUUUAUAAUAUAAUCAAUAUACACUGUGAAUCACACGUAA
Molecule: messenger RNA, 1690 nt
Organism: Salvia hispanica
Lineage: Eukaryota; Viridiplantae; Streptophyta; Magnoliopsida; Lamiales; Lamiaceae
Product: tyrosine decarboxylase-like
Biological process (GO): amino acid metabolic process; carboxylic acid metabolic process
Cellular component (GO): cytoplasm
Molecular function (GO): pyridoxal phosphate binding; carboxy-lyase activity
Source: RefSeq, a predicted model, not a curated record